CCUGAUCCGGAUCGACGACGCCGACCCCAGAUCCCUUUCCUCUCCGCCGUCUCCCCGCCCGCCCGCCCGCCGAUCCCACAUCCCUCCCAGGCCUUCAAGCAGGUACUGAUUUCGCCCCGCCUCCUGUUCCUAUUCCGCUGGAUCGGAUCUGCCACUUGUGGCUUCCAUCCCCGCCCCAAUUCGAUAUGUUCUCAAUUUCAUGCUGGGCCGGCCAAUUGGGAAAGAAUAUAUUGACCCUGAAUGAUGCGAAUUUCUGUCAGUUGCUUGUUCCGUCUGGGACAGCCGUGCCAUAAUUUUGAGGGUCUUCCGUCUUUAAUUGGUUGCUAGUAUAUCAAGGUUUUCCUCCUACCUAUGCAUGGAAACAUGGAUUUAAUUGUUCUCUGUACGUAUAUCCAUCUCUUGCUAACGGAACCUGUGGAUCAAAAUCAUCUCAUGUUCGAUUGGUAUACUACUUUGUCAUCUCACUUCUAUGUGUAGAUUUUAGCUUUUUUUCAUAGGGCUGCCGUCUAGUUUUACUUCUGUACGUAUUUCAUUCACUAGAUAGGUAUCUAGAUACUUGGAUGGCGCAAUUGUCUUGAUUCCCAACCCAACAGCAUAGUCUCGGAGUGGCUAGUACCUUGCCUGUUAUAGUUAUCUAACUAAUAAUGUACAUCAAUUCAUUAUGUCAAAGUCGUUUCAUUAAUUUGUUCUUCUAUAUAUUCAUCCCCUGCUUCAUUUCCCUUCACCUGCUGCUGCCCCCCUUCUCAACUUAAUUAUCUCCUCUCUUGCCACAGUGAAGGAGCCUUAUGAGCUGGUUGGCUGGGGCUUUACUCCAAUUCUGGUGCUACUAAGAUGGGCCAGGGCCUGCUCAGCAACAAGUCUGGGACAAGACUAAGCAUAGAUGAAAUAGCAGGCGCUUACCAUUUCUUGCUCUUGCUCUCCCCCGUGGUUUCCUUCUGGGACUGCAUCUUCCGCAAGAUAAGAUACUCAUUCAGACCUGAGUGGGUGUAGCAGCAUCCUGCACUCACCCACCCAUCUUAGCAACAGUUCCUUUCCUUUUCUUCCUCGUUAUUAAAAUAAAAAAAAGUUAGACAAACCAAUGAGGCCAAAGAAUGAAGUUUGAACAUUUUGUUUUCUUUCUUCCCUAAUUAUACCUAGUAGUGAGUAGAGGAGUCAGGUCUACCAGAGGUAAUAGUGAAUAGCAGCAGGCACGGCUGUCAUGGACAGGGCUACCAUGAGCAGCAAUCAGGCAGGCAAAGUGUUGAAGAAAGGAAAAAAGAAGCAGGCCAAGGACGAGCUGGACCGCCAGAAGCAGGCGGAGAAGAAGCGGCGCCGACUUGAGAAAGCGCUGGCAAACUCGGCUGCCAUAAUCUCGGAGCUGGAAAAGAAGAAGCAGCAGAAGAAGGAAGAACAGCAAAGGCUGGACGAGGAAGGUGCUGCCAUAGCAGAAGCAGUCGCUCUUCAUGUCCUCAUAGGCGAGGACUCCGAUGAACCCUGCCAUUUGAUGCUGAACAAGCACCAUAUAAGGUGCAACCAUUGGGCCCCCUCGGCUGCUUUUGAAUUCACCGUGGACGCACAGCCCGCCGAGGUGUACCCGUCUGAGGAUGGACUGGUAUGCGGCAGCCAUGCGUAUGCUCCCAGAGCCCCCAAGGGGAGGCGGGCUGAUUGGGGGAUUGGACAGGCACUGCCAUGCUGGGGAGAAGUGAGUGACCUCCAAGGCCCGUACUACCAAGGAACGUUCCGUCAGUCUGUUACCUGCCCUGGCUUCAUAGCCGCUCAGGCUGUGUCAUCGUUGCAGAUCAGGGAAGAGUCGCCAGAGGUCACCUCUCCAAGCCAUGGGGCCGAUGCUGCUGCGACCGUGGUUAACCGGAUGCUUGGUGGCACCAGCAGGCUCAACCUUUACAGGGGGAUAUAAACAUUUACACUUGUCAAAGAAUUGUAUUGUAUAUAUAAAAAAGAAGAUGUGUUUGGCUGCAUUGCCUGCAAUAUAUAUAUAAUAUAGUCUUGUGGUUUCCGAAAGAGAAAUGGACAGAACAUCCAUCCUGUUUUGUUGUUGUUUUUUCUUUGCCAAAGGUUAUUUGUGUACUGUCAGUUAACACUGUGAACAUAUAUGCUUUUUAAUUAAUAUGUUGAGUGCUUAUGGCUUGAUGUG
Molecule: messenger RNA, 2131 nt
Organism: Zea mays
Lineage: Eukaryota; Viridiplantae; Streptophyta; Magnoliopsida; Poales; Poaceae
Exons: 1
Coding region: 1199-1894 (231 amino acids)
Source: RefSeq, marked predicted